AUGGAUGCUAAAGGUGAUCUGAAAUUGAUUCCAGAAUUCGGUGUAUUGAACGUUAUAGAAACAGUUUUACGAAAGGGUAUGUGGAUUCUAAUAUUGAAGGACACCUUAAGUAUUGAAUAUCAUUUAAAACAGUUAUGUGAAAGAUGUCCUGGUGAGGAUAUAUCCGAAAUUUGUAUGGACAUAGUCGUUUCACGUUUUCAUUGGUCGUUUCCUGGUCGUUUCUGGUCGUUUCCUGGUGGUUUCUGGUCUGUUCAUGUUUUAAAUUUUUGUGUAUUGAACGUUAUAAAAACAGUUAUAUUACAGUUGUUAGUGACAGUUUUGUUUUUGAAAAAAGUAAUGUAUAAUAAACAGUAUGAUAAACAGUUCUACGAAAGGUUGAAAUGGGACAGAGGAUGA
This is a messenger RNA of Lottia gigantea (owl limpet), 396 nucleotides long. RefSeq lists its product as hypothetical. The record is from RefSeq and is a predicted model, not a curated record. The coding region runs from base 1 to 396 and encodes 131 amino acids. The transcript has 7 exons. NCBI's taxonomy places the organism in Eukaryota, Metazoa, Mollusca, Gastropoda, Lottiidae.